AUAUCUUUUAAGACUCACAAUUUCAUCAAGAAAUUAAUCCUAUCUGACUUUUAUUCAACAUGACGGUUUCGUUUCUUUCCGCUUUGUUCUUCCUAACAACAAUUGCGAUUUUGCUGGAUAAUUAUCGUGUUGGAGCUCAAGCUCAGUCACUUCAAACAGAUUUGGUAAAACAGUUGAUGAGCAAUUACAGCCGUGAAGUUCGUCCGUGGAACGGAAACAGUCCUACCGAAAUCACACUAGAUGUCGCCCUUAUUAAACUCGUCUCAGUGGAAGAAAAAACAGAAACAUUGACCACUAACAUUUGGAUACGAUUGUAUUGGAAAGAUGAACGUUUAUCGUGGAAUAAAACAAAGUUUGAUGGAUUGUCGAAGAUUACCCUCAAGCAUGAUAUGGUUUGGAUACCGGACAUUGGUCUUCUUAACAGAGCCGAAGGCAGCGAUGAAAUCGGAAGUGUUGAAACACGCUUACGUCUUCAUGAUGAUGGAAACAUUACUUGGUUGAUACAAACUAUAUACAGGAGUUCUUGCAGUAUUGAUAUAUCUUAUUUUCCAUUUGAUGAUCAAACAUGUCAACUGAUAAUUGGAUCAAGAACAUAUAAUAAGAAAGCAUUAAAGAUCGUACCGAAGAAUCGACAUGCAGAUAUCAAGCAAUAUACCGUACAUGGCGAGUGGACAUUACUUGGAACCAGUGCUCUCCAAAAAUCUGUGGAAUAUUCUUACAGUGAUGAGGAAUAUUCUACAGUUCGUUUUUACUUUUAUUUACGAAGACAAACAUUAUACUACAUGAUGAACUUCAUUGUUCCAUGUGUAUUGAUCGCUGUUCUAACUGUCCCUGUAUUGCUAUUACCUCCUGAAUCACAAGAAAGACAAUCAUAUGGUGUAACAGUUCUUCUUUCAUUCACGAUUCUUAUAAUGAUGCUUCAGGAAAAAGUACCACCUACAUCCAAAGUUUAUCCAAUGAUCGGUGUUUACUAUGCAUGUACUAUUGUUCAAGUGUCACUCGCAAUGGGAAUGUCAACUGUUAUGUUGUGUUUCUAUCACAAAAGACCAUGUACAACUCCUAUCCCUAAAUGGGUCAAGGUUAUUGUACUCAAAUGGUGCGCUAAACUGGUUCGUAUGGAGGAUUCCGUUGAGAAAGUUAAACAAAAACUUUACGGGACAAGUUGGAAGCAAGUUGCCAUCCGUAAAUCUCGAACAGAAGAAACCUGUGGCAUGAAGGGGAUCACAGAACACGUGUUUAACAAACAAGAGGAAAGUGUUCGACAAGAAGAAUGGCGCAUCGCUGCGUAUAUCGUCAAUCGAUUCUUUGCUUGGGUUUAUCUCUUUACAAUUGUUCUGACAUUUUUUGUUGUGUUUUUCAAAGCUCCUCGCACCAAGGAGGGCACGUUAUAAACAUUUCACGUUCAACUUCACUCGUUUUACGGUAAAUAAUAUACUCCAGGAUACCGCAAGGCAGGAAUGUCGCCUGUUCAACUUCUCCAUAAUUUUAAGUUUAUGCACAUAAAAACAUACUCACACAUGGGCACUAUUCGACUUCCUAGGAUUAGAACAAAUCAUUAGAGAGGUUACUGUAAGAUAACCAGGUUCCGGUGUACGGGUACGGAUAGCCUUAUUUUGUUCAACGAAUUUCCAUCAGUGUUUCUCAAUUUUUCGAAGAAUAACUCGACAAUUCUUUUCCAGUAGACUUCAUCCUCUUGAGGUAAGCAUGAUUUGUAUCAUGAAACGUGCAAACAACAAGAAAUUCCAAUGAACAAAUUAUAACUACCCGUACCCGUAUACCGGAACCAGGGUAUCUUAACCUCUCUAUUAAGUAUGGAACUUGCUUAGCAGGGGGGGAGAGGGGGAAUUUUAAAUUUUUCCGAAUACCUUAUUUUACCGCAUGGAAAAAUAUAAAACUCUCUAGUCUCUCCCCUUGAAAAUAACGAGGUUCAGAUUUUACUUCCACUACUACCACCACCACCACUACCAACACCACCACUACCACCACCACCACCACAACCACCACCACUACCACCACCACUACCACUGGCAUUGAAAGAAGAUGAACCAAUAAAGUGCGAUGGACCUGACUAACCACGAGCUCAAUGAUUAGCGGGAGGUAGUGGAAGUCAAAUCUGAAGCUCGCUGUUCAGAAAUCUUUGUGGUAUCCAAAGGCAUACCCUAUAGAUAUACCUUUUCGCAUGUCUGCCAGGUAUUUUCUUUGCACAUUGAACUAAAAGUUAAUUAGUCAACACGCAGUAGAACUAUUGCACAUUUGACUGUAGUUCACUAUUUAGCUAAAAUAUUAUGCUGUACAUAUAAAUGUGUUUUGUAAUCGUGUUUUUUAUACUUU
Molecule: messenger RNA, 2331 nt
Organism: Dendronephthya gigantea
Lineage: Eukaryota; Metazoa; Cnidaria; Anthozoa; Malacalcyonacea; Nephtheidae
Product: neuronal acetylcholine receptor subunit alpha-7-like
Exons: 9
Coding region: 60-1391 (443 amino acids)
Biological process (GO): monoatomic ion transmembrane transport; regulation of membrane potential; nervous system process
Cellular component (GO): neuron projection; synapse; postsynaptic membrane
Molecular function (GO): transmembrane signaling receptor activity; acetylcholine-gated monoatomic cation-selective channel activity
Source: RefSeq, a predicted model, not a curated record